AUGUCUGAGCAAGAAACAGCCACCGCCCCCAUCCCCGUCGUCCCAGUCACCGCCAGUGCAGUAGCCCCUGCCUGGCCAGAGCUCACCCCCGAGCAUCCUCUCCUCCAGUUUCACUCUCGCCUCGCGACCAUCCUCUCUACGGCCGACCACUCUCAAAUCUGGGGCGUCACCCUCUCUGCCGCCACUCCCCCCCAGUUUAGCACUUUGCUGAUCUUGCAAAAGUAUCUACGCUCCGUGAGCGGUGAUGUCGAUGCCGCGGCUGCGGCGUUGGAAAAGACGCUCCAGUGGAGGAAGGAGUUCGGCUUGGACAAGCCUGAGGGCGAGAAGCGAGAGGAGUUUGGAAGUGAAUUAGAUGGCCUUGGAUAUGUGACCAAGGUCAAGACGAGUGAGGGGAAGGACGAGGUGGUUACUUGGAAUGUGUAUGGUGCUGUCAAAGACUUCAAGGCGACUUUCGGGGACUUGGACCGCUUCCUCAAAUGGCGAGUCCACCUCAUGGAGGAAACCAUCGCCCAUCUUCACCUCUCGAUCACCUCUACCCCCAUCCCCGACUUCUCCCUCACCUCUCCCCAAGCCGACCCCCACCGCAUCGCCCAAGUCCAUCUCUACGAAGGCGUCUCCUUCCUCCGCAUGGACCCCCACGUCAAAGCGGCAUCCAAAGCCACCAUCGAGCUCAUGACCGCACACUACCCCGAGCUGCUCUCACGAAAGUUCUUUGUGGGCGUACCGCUCGUGAUGAGCUGGAUGUUCCAGGCGGUGAGGAUGUUUGUGAGCGCAGAGACAGCGAAAAAGUUUGUGGUCAUCAGCUACAAGACGAAUCUUGCGGCGGAGCUGGGGGAGAAGGAUGGUGUGCCGGUGGACUGUGGAGGGACGGGGCCUGCGUUGGCGGAGCUGCAAACGGCAUUGGUCAAGGCGGACCCUGUUCAAGUGUAG
Molecule: messenger RNA, 930 nt
Organism: Cryptococcus wingfieldii CBS 7118
Lineage: Eukaryota; Fungi; Basidiomycota; Tremellomycetes; Tremellales; Cryptococcaceae
Product: phosphatidylinositol transfer protein SFH5
Exons: 2
Coding region: 1-930 (309 amino acids)
Biological process (GO): regulation of exocytosis; Golgi to plasma membrane protein transport
Cellular component (GO): cytosol; plasma membrane; cortical endoplasmic reticulum
Molecular function (GO): phosphatidylinositol transfer activity
Source: RefSeq, a predicted model, not a curated record